GUAAACAGUAAGCAGCCUGUGUCAAUCAUAACGUACUUCCGGACUGUGCGUUCCACAUACAGGAAAUGAGUUUUCAUCGAAUACUGCAGCCUCCCAUUGUCCGUGGAGAUCAGGAGGGGGAGUAUAUAGAGGAACACAGGGGUCUGUACAAGGACGUGAUUAUGGACACUCACCGGCCCCUCACAUCACUGGAUGGGCCCAGUAACAGAGAUACCCCAGAGAGAUGUCCCCGUCCUUUGUAUUCCCAGGAUUGUACAGAAGAGAAUCACAGGAUCUCACAGGAGGAUCAGGAAGAACGUCUGUCUGAUAUAAAGGCAGAAGAUAUAGAGGGAGAAGAAGAGCCGUAUGUGACUGAUAUAAACGCAGAAGAUAUAGAGGGAGAAGAAGAGACGUUUGUGACUGAUAUAAACGCAGAAGAUAUAGAGGGAGAAGAAGAUACGUAUGUGACUGAUAUGAAGGCAGAAGAUACAGAGGGAGAAGAAGAGAUGUAUGUGACUGAUAUAAAGGCAGAAGAUAUAGAGGGAGAAGAAGAAACGUAUGUGACUGAUAUAAAGGCAGAAGAAGAGACGUAUGUGACUGAUAUAAAGGCAGAAGAUACAGAGGGAGAAGAAGAGACGUAUGUGACUGAUAUAAAGGCAGAAGGUACAGAGGUAGAAGAAGAGACGUAUGUGACUGCUAUAAAGACAGAAGAUAUAGAGGGAGAAGAAGAGACGUAUGUGACUGAUAUAAAGGCAGAAGAUACAGAGGGAGAAGAAGAGACGUAUGUGACUGAUAUAAAGGCAGAAGAUACAGAGGUAGAAGAAGAGACGUAUGUGAGGGGUGAUCAGCAGUGUAAGGAGGAGGAGAUCCCUACAGAUAUCAGCACAGCAGAUGGACACACAAGCAGGAAUAUCACAGAAGGACAUCUAAUGGUAUCCCCGGAUUGUGACAUAAAAGAUAAUGACAGUAGACCUGAUUCUCCAGGAGAUAACCCCAUUACCCCAAUUAUACAUCCAGCUCUAUCAGCUGAUCCCCCUGAUCAUGGGAAAUGUUCUCCUGAUCACUCUGAUAUUGGUGCAUCUGUUACAGCUCUGAGAGUAGAUACAGUGUUUCCAUGUUCUAUAGAUGCCAAAUGUUUUACACAGAACACAAAGCUUAUUACCCAUCAUCCAGCUAAGGCAAGUGAGAGGCCACUGAUAUGUUCUGAGUGUGGGAAAUGUUUUACACACAAAUCAGCUCUUGUUAUACAUCAGAGAAGUCACACAGGUGAAAAGCCAUUUUCCUGUUCUGAGUGUAGGAAAUGUUUUCCACGGAAAUUAGAACUUGUUACACAUCAGAAAAGUCACACAGGUGAGAAGCCAUAUUCCUGUUCUCAGUGUGGGAAAUGUUGUGCAUAUAAAUCAAAUCUUGUUAUACAUCAGAGAAGUCACACAGGUGAGAAGCCAUAUUCCUGUUCUGAGUGUGGGAAAUGUUUUACACAGAAAUCAGAUCUUGUUACACAUCAGAGAAGUCACACAGGUGAGAAGCCAUAUUCCUGUUCUGAGUGUAGGAAAUGUUUUCCACGGAAAUCAGAACUUGUUACACAUCAGAGAAGUCACACAGGUGAGAAGCCAUAUUCCUGUUCUGAGUGUAGGAAAUGUUUUCCACGGAAAUCAGAACUUGUUACACAUCAGAGAAGUCACACAGGUGAGAAGCCAUAUUCCUGUUCUGAGUGUGGGAAAUGUUUUGCACAGACAUCAGCUUUUGUUACACAUCAGAGAAGUCACACAGGUGAGAAGCCAUAUACCUGUGCUGAGUGUAGGAAAUGUUUUUCACGGAAAUCAGAUCUUGUUAUACAUCAGAGAAGUCACACAGGUGAGAAGCCGUACGUCUGUUCUGAGUGUGGGAAAUGUUUUGCAUGGAAAUCAAAUCUUGAUACGCAUAAGAGGAGUCACACAGGUGAGAAGCCAUAUUCCUGUUCUCAGUGUGGGAAAUGUUUUGCAUCAAAAUCAUAUCUUGUUACACAUCAGAAAAGUCACACAGGCGAGAAGCCAUAUUCAUGUUUUGAGUGUGGGAAAUGUUUUGCAUAUAAAUCAAAUCUUGUUACACAUCAGAGGAGUCACACAGGUGAGAAGACAUUUUCCUGUUCUGAGUGUGGGAAAUGCUUUACAUUUAAAUCAUAUCUUGUUAUACAUCAGAGAAGUCACACAGGUGAGAAGCCAUAUUCGUGUACUGAGUGUGGGAAAUGUUUUGCAUUGAAAUCAGUUCUUGUUACACAUCAGAGAAGUCACACAGGUGAGAAGCCGUAUUCCUGUACUGAGUGUGGAAAAUGUUUUGCAUUGAAAUCAAUUCUUGUUACACAUCAGAAAAGUCACACAGGUGAGAAGCCAUAUUCCUGUUCUGAGUGUGGGAAAUGUUUUGCAUAUAAAUCAAAUCUUGUUACACAUCAGAGAAGUCACACAGGUGAGAAGCCAUAUUCCUGUUCUGAGUGUGGGAAAUGUUUUACACAGAAAUCAGAUCUUGUUACACAUCAGAGAAGUCACACAGGUGAGAAGCCGUACUUCUGAAAUGUUUUGCAUGGAAAUCAGUUCUUGUUAAACAUCAGCGAUUUCACAGGUGAGAAGCCAUUUUCAUGCUGAGAGAUAAAUAAAUCCGCUCUUGUUGAACAUAUUAGACAUUACCGAAGUACGGGACCAUUUAAAUCUUCUAGAGUAUAAUUAUCACUGUCGUGCAAUGCUCCUCAAGGGUCAAUCCUAUCUCCUAUGCUUUAUAAAAUAUACAUGCUACCACUAGGUGAUAUAAUCAGACAUCAUGGCCUGGUCUGCCACUGCUAUGCAGAUGACCUGCUUUUUGCUCCAUGUACUGAGAACCUAAUACCAAUAAAUGGUUGUCUAGCUGAGCACCACGGGUGAAUGAUGCCAGCCCAGCAUUACAUGGUCCAAGGUACUAGAAGCAGCUUCUGCCUCCUUACUGCCCUGCUGGCUUCUACAUAUGAAGGACUGUUACCAGCAGUACCAAGAAUCUUCUGUCAUUCAUUUAAGGGUUGAACGUUUAGCUUUGCAGGCCUGACCAUGGAACUCACUACCUUGCACAGUCCAAGAGGCCUCCACUCUAAAGACUUUCACAAACAGGCUGAUGACUUAUUCACGCUUUUCAUUAAUGUACCUCUAUUUACUUCCUAAAUAAUACAUCCCAAAUGCUUAGGUCUUUUUUCUGCUGUUUUAUUUUGUAUCUUGUGCUUUGUGUAAAUGUGAAUGUCUAAUACCAGUUUGCACAAUCUGUAUUGCUGCACAACAAUAUGGCGCCCAUUGGAACGUGUUUUCAAUUCUAGUUUGCCUAACUUGUUGCUGACACUCAUCUUGAUAAGGAGUGUCGAGUGUUUUCUGAUACAAGAUCCUAUCCAAAUAUACCCUGUACAUUAUCAUGUGCAUUAGAGUCACCCGGGUUACAUCUGCGGUGGUUUGUUGUACGUUACAUCUAUAUGGUGCGGAUACUCCCCUGUAUGAUUUCAUAAUAAAAGCUUUUGUUUGCAUCUAA
Messenger RNA from Pseudophryne corroboree (corroboree frog), 3495 nucleotides. Its product is annotated as zinc finger protein ZFP2-like. NCBI's taxonomy places the organism in Eukaryota, Metazoa, Chordata, Amphibia, Anura, Myobatrachidae. Gene Ontology annotation, biological process: regulation of transcription by RNA polymerase II; urogenital system development; embryo development. The coding region runs from base 66 to 2525 and encodes 819 amino acids. The record is from RefSeq and is a predicted model, not a curated record. Gene Ontology annotation, cellular component: nucleus. The transcript has 5 exons. Gene Ontology annotation, molecular function: DNA-binding transcription factor activity, RNA polymerase II-specific; RNA polymerase II transcription regulatory region sequence-specific DNA binding.